Molecule: messenger RNA, 2932 nt
Organism: Oncorhynchus keta (chum salmon)
Lineage: Eukaryota; Metazoa; Chordata; Actinopteri; Salmoniformes; Salmonidae
Product: xylosyltransferase 1-like
Exons: 12
Coding region: 81-2921 (946 amino acids)
Biological process (GO): heparan sulfate proteoglycan biosynthetic process; chondroitin sulfate proteoglycan biosynthetic process
Cellular component (GO): membrane
Molecular function (GO): protein xylosyltransferase activity
Source: RefSeq, a predicted model, not a curated record
ACCCUCUCAGCCACCCCUGCUGUCAGCGCUUACCCGACGGGGGCAGCUCGCAGCUUGAGCCGAGAUAGAGAGAGAGAAAUAUGGUUGGCAAUAUGUGCGGUCGCAAGCUGGCUCGCCGCUCCAAAUCAGCGCUGAUAGUCGCGCUGACAGUUCUCCUGGUUCAGACGCUGAUCGUGUGGAACUUUAGUACCCUGGAUACCGGGGAAGAAGCGGGCGAAGGUGCCAAUAGUAGGCGGGAGAAGAGGGACCAAGUCGGGGGCAUCAACAAAGCCUACAGGCAGUACCCCCGGAGCGGACUGCCAAAGAGGCAUCACCAACCUCCGCUUGGGAAAACGGCUGUCCGACACAAGCAACAACCGGAGGGCUACCACUCCUGGCGUCCCAAGGAGAAAGUCCUCCUGGAUAGUAACAACAAUGAGAACUCGGUCCCCAAAGACUUUGACACUGUUGUUGACGGCAACAGCAACCUUGGGGCGCGGUCUCAGCGCCAGCGAAUGGCAGGAAACACCGCCAAACACAAACCGGACAAGGCCCUAAGGCAAGGCAUUCUGGGAAAGGCCUUUCCCAAUGAGGUCAACGAGGUUAUUCAGCAGUACCCUCUUCCUCCACAGCAGCCCGGAGGAGCAGGACCUAAAGAUUACCACGCAUACAAACGACCCAAACCACACUCCCAGCUGUCCACUAAACCCACUAGACCUUCCCCCUCUCCCUCCAUCAAAACAUCCAAUCAGCAUCAGCGACAUCACCAACCCAGGAAGUCGGCGACUGCGGCUCCUGUGCGCGGGCAGCGGAGGGAGAAGCACCAGUGUGAGAUCAGUGGGAAGGAGGCCAUCUCGGCUCUGUCGAGAGCCAAGACCAGGGAGUGUCGUCAGCAGAUAGCUGAGGUGUACUGCAGACACAAGGAGAGGACACUGAUGCCGGAGACCGUCCCUCGAUACUGCACCAUAGAAGGUAAGGCCAAUGUGAAUGUACAGUGGGAUGAGGGCUCAGAGCAGACUGCCCCUGCUGUGCCAGUUCGCAUCGUCUUCGUCUUGGUGGUCCAUGGCAGAGCGUCUCGGCAGUUCCAACGCCUGUUCAAGGCCAUCUACCAUACCUCACACUACUACUAUAUACAUGUAGACCAGCGAUCCAACUACCUCCACAGACAGGUGGGGGCUCUAGCGAGCCAGUACUCCAACGUCCGUGUUACUUCCUGGAGGAUGUCCACCAUUUGGGGCGGGGCGAGCUUGCUCACCAUGUACCUGCGUAGCAUGGACGACCUUCUCAAGAUGGCCGACUGGAAUUGGGACUUCUUCAUCAACCUCAGUGCAGCCGACUACCCUAUCAGGACCAAUGAGCAGCUGGUGGGCUUCCUGACAAAGUACCGGGACAUGAACUUCAUCAAAUCCCACGGCAGAGACAACACACGAUUCAUCCGUAAGCAGGGUCUGGACCGGCUCUUCUUCGAGUGUGACACACACAUGUGGCGCCUAGGCGACCGCAAGAUCCCAGAAGGCAUUGCGGUGGACGGAGGUUCCGAUUGGUUCCUUCUGAACCGCAUGUUUGUGGAUUACAUCAUCAACUCUGAAGAUGAGCUGGUCGUCAGCAUGAAGCGCUUCUACGCAUACACACUGCUGCCUGCCGAGUCGUUCUUCCACACAGUGCUAGAGAACAGUGCUCACUGUGAGAGUAUGGUGGACAACAACCUGCGUAUCACCAACUGGAACAGGAAGCUGGGCUGUAAGUGUCAGUACAAACACAUCGUAGACUGGUGCGGCUGCUCCCCCAACGACUUCAAACCUCCUGACCUGCCACGCUUUCAGCAAACGUCCAGGCCUACGUUUUUCGCCCGUAAAUUUGAGGCUAGCGUGAACCAGGAGAUUGUUACCCAGCUGGACAGCUUCCUGUUUGGCCCUUAUCCACAGGAGACCCCAGGGCUCCAGUCGUACUGGGAGAAUGUGUACGAUGAGACGGACAGCGUUGCCAGCCUAUCAGACAGCCAGCUCACUCACUACCACGCCUUCACACGCAUGGGCCUAUCACGGGCCGCCACGUCACUGCAGGGCCACCCUGACAACAACAGCUGCAGGUAUAUCCCCAGGGGCCACCCGGUGUCUGUCCAUUUGUACUUCCUGUCAGACGUGUUCCAAGGCUACUUGGUUCGUCAACAUGCUAGUAACCUAGCAACCAGCCAGCUCGAGACCCUAGAGACUUGGGUCUCCCAUAGCAACCACUUCACCCUGGCCCCAGCAACCAACACACUCAACAGACUACAGUUUGCAGAGGUGGGUACAGACUGGGACGCCAAAGAGAGAAUCUUCAGGAACUUCGGAAGCCUCCUGGGCCCCACGGAGGAGCCGGUUGCCAUGCAACGCUGGGGCCGGGGACAGAACGUCACGGUAACCGUCGUCUGGGUGGACCCCACCAACGUCAUAGCCGCCACGUACGACAUCCUGGUGGACGGCGGGACAGAGUACACACACUACCGGCCCCCGUUAACCGUGCCGUUACGACCCGGCGUGUGGACGCUGCGAGUGUUGCAUCACUGGAACCUGCUGGCCUCCACCAGCUUUGUGGUUUCACCUCUGGAGCACCACGGCCAGCAGCCUAUACGCCAGGAAGACACAGUGAAGCUCCACAGCGGGCCGGUCCGUAACUCCUACAUGGAUCAGAGUUUCCACGGCCUCAACCCCAUCCUCAACCUCCCAGUGCACCUUGGACAGGUGGAGGAGGCGGAGUUUAAAGCAUCACUGACCGGGGCGGAGCUCCAGAGCUGGGUGGACCAUCUCCUGGCAGGGGUGUGGUCUGCAGCGGACGUGUGUUCUCAGGGUCCUAGCUCCUGUCCCGUUAUGCAGCGGUGUCGGGAGACGGGAUGGAGCGCGCUCAGUCCCGACCCAAAGUCAGAUCUGGGUCCCCCCAGAGGGAACGGACGGAUUAGGUAGCACCGUCGCCA